AUGGAGAGUCCUAGAAUGAGUGUGAGAGUGAGAGGGGCCGCGAUUACCUGUGUUAUUGCUCUGUUGUGGAGAGGGGCAUCUGCGGCAAACAUAAGUAUAUACUGGGGUAAGAAUCACUGGGAACGUUCCCUUGCCAACACCUUUGCAAGUGACAGACUCAAAAUUAUGAUGCUCAGCUAUCUAAGAGACUUCAGCAAUGGGCAGACGCCGGUGCUCAACCUUGCAGACCAUUGCUAUCCCCCCUCGGGAGGAUGCAAAUCACUGAGUGCUGAUAUUGAGUCCUGCCAGUCCAAUGGUGUAAAGGUGUUUUUAUCUAUCAGAGGAUGGCCCAAUUUCUCAAACUAUUCACUCGGCGCCAUAGAGGAUGCUCAGAACCUGACCAAUUAUCUGUGGGAGAACUUCCUUGGAGGGCAAUUAGACUCUAGGCCUCUGGGAGAUGCUGUUUUGGACGGCAUAUAUUUUGAUAUCAGAACGACGACGUAG
Cryptomeria japonica (Japanese cedar) is the source of this 483-nucleotide messenger RNA. Its product is annotated as acidic endochitinase-like. Lineage: Eukaryota; Viridiplantae; Streptophyta; Pinopsida; Cupressales; Cupressaceae. Gene Ontology annotation, biological process: carbohydrate metabolic process. Gene Ontology annotation, cellular component: extracellular region. The record is from RefSeq and is a predicted model, not a curated record. Bases 1 to 483 code for a protein of 160 amino acids. The transcript has a single exon. Gene Ontology annotation, molecular function: chitinase activity.